This is a messenger RNA of Saprolegnia diclina VS20, 1362 nucleotides long. RefSeq lists its product as hypothetical. The record is from RefSeq and is a predicted model, not a curated record. Bases 79 to 1266 code for a protein of 395 amino acids. NCBI's taxonomy places the organism in Eukaryota, Oomycota, Saprolegniomycetes, Saprolegniales, Saprolegniaceae. Gene Ontology annotation, cellular component: plasma membrane. The transcript has a single exon.
GUCGACAUAAACAGCGCGCAAGCUACUUGUGGCGCGUCGCGGACGCCGUUAGGUAAUCCUCCCAGUACUGUUAUAUAUAUGCGUACAGAAGUGCCCAGUCACACGGCGCCAAAGACGCUCGUCGACACCUCCCGCCCAGCGCUUGCCCAAUUUCAGAUUUUGUCCUCUCUCCACAGCCCCCUCCCACACGCGUCCGGCGCACGGUCAGCACACGCCAUGGCGACGACGCAAUACCUCCUCGACUCGAUGCCCUCGCCGUUCUACGACCCAGAACUCGCCAAGACCAAGCCGUCGCCAAAGCCGAGUCGCAUCUGGCGCAUUCCGCCGCUGGCCAACCCGCUACGGACCCCGAAGCGCGGCGACGACCCGAUGCCAACACCCGGUCGCGCCAAGCGCAAUAGCGCUGCCGUGCUGCCCGAGUCGUCGAGCCGGUCGGCCUCGGUUGUCGGCGAAUAUUACAUUGACAUGCCACCCACGCCGGCGCUCGUCGCAGUUGUGGCCGCCGUCGUGAGUCCGCGGGAAGGCCUUCCGCGCUGGCCUGGCUUUUCGACGCCGACGGGUCUUCUGCGGUGCCUGGAUUGGUUUGGUACCAUCGUGUUUGCUGUGAGUGGCGCGCUCACCGCGGCCAUGUGCGGCGCCAACCUCCUCGGGAGUCUCCUCAUUGGCACAAUCACGGCCAUCGGCGGCGGUACGCUCCGUGACUCGAUCGUGCUCUGCAAGCCCCCGUUCUGGGUCGAAGAGGCCGAGUACCUCCUGCUGAGUAUCAUUCCCGCCGGCAUUGCGUUCUUCCUCUGGGGCGCGCUGGCUCCCGGCACGGAGAUCCUACCUGGAAUCACGCUCAAGGCCGUCGAUGGCGGCGAAGGCACGGCCAUGCAGUGGGGUGACGCGAUCGGCGUCGGCGCGUUUGCCGUCAUUGGUGUCAUGAACGGCAUCCGUGCCGACGCGCCCUUUCUGGUCUGCGCGCUCUGUGGCAUGAUGACGUCGACCUUUGGCGGCAUGGUUCGCGACGGCCUUCUCCAGCACCCCGUGCGCAUCAUGCACUCGUAUGCGGAUGCGUAUGCGUCGAUAGCGCUAGCGUCGGCGUGCGUCUACCUCUGGCUCCGGAAGGUUGCGCCGGCGCGCCAAGGCCUUCGCAUCGCGAUCGCAGUCACCUUGGCCAUUCUUCUGCGAGAACAAGCGUGGACGCACGGGUGGCGGCUGCCCAUGUGGGCGACCAACUCGCAAAAUGUGAUUGUCGUCGAGGCUGACCCGCGCCUCGCGCUGUAGACGUCCUCGUUGUUUUUGCGUUUAUAACACGUGUGUAUAUCAAUAGAAAAUAAAAAAGCGUGCGUACUGUGAGAUGUGGACAAUAAUGUCAAGCAC